UUUGAAAACGUUGGCGGCUGAGGAGGUUCUAACUAUAAAGACUAGACGACUUUCCACGCUGUAAAGUUACCACAAAUUCCCCUUACUACGAUGCAGAAUAAGGAAAAUUACGAGCCCAGAGGUCUCCAGAGACCGUUUGCAACCCCAAGUAUGGUGGCAGGCCCCCAGCGUGUUCUGGUGAAGCCACGAGUAGAGACAAUCAGAAAUGCUGUCACAGGCCCCGGAAGAGAAUGUGUUAGCGCAGCCUCCAGCUCAGUUUCAAAGAAAAUUUCCAUUGACGACUUCGACAUCGGUCGACCACUUGGAAAGGGCAAAUUUGGCAACGUGUACCUUGCAAGAGUGAAGGAGCUGCAAGCUAUUGUGGCGCUGAAGGUGCUGUUCAAGUCACAGAUGGAGAAGGAAGGUGUGGAGCAUCAACUCAGGAGGGAGAUUGAGAUUCAGGCCCAUCUCAAGCACCCCAACAUCCUUCGCUUCUACAAUUAUUUCCACGACCGCAAGAGGGUGUUCUUGGUGCUUGAGUACGCCCCCCGUGGUGAAAUGUACAAAGAGCUACAGAGAUGUGGAAGGUUUGAUGACCGGCGUACUGCCACGUACAUGGAGGAGAUAUCUGACGCUCUAAUGUAUUGCCAUGAGAAGAAAGUGAUUCAUCGUGACAUCAAGCCAGAGAAUCUGCUCCUCGGUUAUCGUGGAGAGCUGAAGAUCGCUGAUUUUGGCUGGUCCGUUCAUGCACCUUCUCUCAGACGUCGCACCAUGUGCGGGACACUUGACUACCUUCCUCCAGAGAUGAUUGAGGGCCACACUCACAGUGAGAAGGUGGACUUGUGGUGCAUUGGAGUCCUUUGCUACGAAUGCUUAGUCGGCAACCCACCUUUCGAAACUGCCAGCCAUUCAGAGACCUACAAAAGAAUUAUGAAGGUGGAUUUGAAGUUCCCUAAAGUCAUCUCUGAUGGUGCACGGGACCUGAUCUCCAAGCUGCUUCGCCACAACCCCAUCGAUCGCCUCUCUCUACAGAGUGUCAUCGACCACCCGUGGGUGCGCUCCAACUCUCACCGGCUCUUGCCUCCAACCUGCCCAGCUAAGAAAUCCUGAGACCACCCUAGAAGCCUGCUGACUUUCCUCUGAGGGGUGUUUUAUCUGUCCACCACAAGAAACUAUAUAUAUAUAUAUAUACUAUGUACACACAAGGAUAAGUACAAAAGGUCUGUCAUUUGAAAAGCUGGAACUUGAGAAUAUGAAGAAUAUUUUGCUUCUCUUGCUUAAAAAUGACUCCAAAUAAUAGAUCAUCAAAUAGUUGCAGUUUUUUUUUCUUCUAAUUCUCUACUGCUCCAACUCUAGUAUGCAUGUGUACCCACUUUUGUUUUUUAAAUGUUGUAAAGUGUGAUGUCAGUAUCUAUGUCUAGUACUUUCACAUUGAGUUGUUUGUAUUUUUAUUGUUAUUUCUUUACUGAAAGGUUUUUAAUUGGAGAUGGCUCUGUUUUGGAUUUCUCUUUUGGAUGGUGUAGACACCAAAGUACUACUGUUUGACUGCCUCAAUCUGAGUAUAUUCUCAAAUAGUUUAAGAUGUGUUUGGGCUUUGGGUUGGGAGGCAUGUUUUAUUCUCCCUCAAGCUAUACUUUCAAUUUCUAAUAAAUAUUCUGAAAAGA
This is a messenger RNA of Stegastes partitus (bicolor damselfish), 1643 nucleotides long. It is a transcript of the gene aurkb, whose product is annotated as aurora kinase B. The record is from RefSeq and is a predicted model, not a curated record. Gene Ontology annotation, biological process: protein phosphorylation. The coding region runs from base 91 to 1089 and encodes 332 amino acids. Gene Ontology annotation, molecular function: ATP binding; protein kinase activity. The transcript has 9 exons. Lineage: Eukaryota; Metazoa; Chordata; Actinopteri; Pomacentridae.